Molecule: messenger RNA, 390 nt
Organism: Fusarium verticillioides 7600
Lineage: Eukaryota; Fungi; Ascomycota; Sordariomycetes; Hypocreales; Nectriaceae
Exons: 2
Coding region: 1-390 (129 amino acids)
Source: RefSeq, a predicted model, not a curated record
AUGGGAAAAUCCGAGUUCGUGCCCAGCAAUUCCUGGGGCCCGGCAACCUUGCAGCCGGUCAUACCAGAGUCAGAAUUCUCGUGGAACGACUGGUCAAUGAAAAGUGGUAAUUCAGGAAUAUCGACGCCGAAGACUUGUCUGCCUACGAAUCUAAUGAUCGAGUUGAUCAACGACGUCUUCACGGCUAGCGCAACCUAUAAAGACACCGCAAAGAUCUUUCCUCGCGAGAUAGAGCUCUCUCGCGCCGGCGACAAAAUGGCUUGGGUAGAGGGCCAAAUGCUAGGCGAGGCAGACGAAGGGACCAAGGCCCCCAUUUCUAGGAGUGUUCAUUUUGCGACCAUGACCGACUCCCGGAGAAGUUUGGCGGCGGACUCAGGAACCCUGCCGUGA